GUCCGGGAACUUACUCAGUUUGCUCCAGAGCCGAGUGAGACCACCCGGGCCCAGACUCUGAUUUACCCGGGUUAUCUGGUGCUGAGACUGGGACAGGAGACGCAGCAGAAACGCAGAGACAGACGGGACCUAUCGGGUCGGGUCGGGUCUUCUCUGGUUUGGAUUUUUUCCUCCCUCGGAUCCGAACCCGCUGCGGGUUUUCGGAGACUGCCCCAGUUCUCCCGUGUUAAGAAGGCGCCGAGGACACCUGAAGUCUCUGUGCGUAAAUCUGUGCGUUUGGAAAGCUUUUUGGAGACUGACUGACUGAUUUACAGGCGGGUCAUGUGUCGGACGGUGUAGGAGUCCAGUUCUCACCAUGGAACCUGUUCAGCUCCUACUCAUGAUCACGAUGAUGAAGGUGAGCGGAGCUGCCGUGAGGCCGCAGGUGUCUGGCAGCAGAGUGACAGAAAUGUUCACUGACACUUUGGUUCAUGGAGGAACAAGAAACAAACGUUACACCAUCAACCCGCUGGGACAUAGGUGGACUCACCACAACAUCACGUACAGAAUCAUUAAGUUUCCCAACACCCUGAACAUGGAGGACACCAGAAAGGCCAUCAGCAUCGCCUUCACCAAAUGGAGCGACGUGUCUCCGUUGACCUUCACCGAGGUUACCAACAAUAACGCCACUGCUGACAUCACCAUUGGUUUCUACACCUUCAACCACACCGACUGCUGGUGGUCUCCUCUUCACCCGUGUUUUGACGGUCUGAACGGCGAGCUGGCCCAUGCCUUCCUGCCACCACGAGGUGAAAUCCACUUUGACAACCAUGAGUUUUGGAUCCUCGGCAAGUCCAGGUUCAGCUGGAAACAAGGGGUGUGGCUCAACGACCUGGUCCAGGUGGCGGCUCAUGAGAUCGGUCAUGCUCUCGGGCUGUGGCACUCCAGAGACCCCCAGGCUCUCAUGCAUCCCAACGCCACUUACACCGGACAGAGGAACAUUGCUCAGGAUGACGUCUGGGGCAUCCAAAGACUCUACGGGUGUUUGGACAAGAAGCGAGUGUGUGAUCCCUGGGCUCGACUCGGCUUCUGUGAGCGCAGGAGGACCUUCAUGAAGAAGAACUGUCCUCGGCGCUGUGACCUCUGCUAUGAGCCUCUGGAAGCGGUUACCACGCCAACACCGUCUCCAGCUAAUGUCAAGAUCAAGAUGGUUCCUCGGGGGAAGGUGGUGGGUUUCCGCUGUGGAACCAGAAACCUUCGCUCUCCACCCAAAGUCAGCUGGUACAAAGAUGGCGAGCAGAUUGUGACUUCCAUCCCUGGCUACAUCAUCAUGAAGGACCGAGACCUUCGCCUAGUUGCCAACGAGUUCAACGAGGGUGUUUACACCUGUCGUGUCCAUCGACGGGGCGACACUGUGUCCACCAACUCCUGGGCCGUCCGACUGAAACCGGGGCAGCCCUCCAACAGCUGAGGAUGUCCCCAAGGAGCAGGAAGGAUGGUCACAUCCAGCCACACUCAACAGGAUGAGUGGAGCUGCAAAACACCAGACACUUUUGGUAGUUUUCAGGUAUUUCUGAUGGCCCAUUCACUGAUACUCAAGGUGUUUAUGUCUCAGACAGGAUGUCUGGACAGAAAGUACCCUUAGUCCUGUAGAAACUCUCACAGUGUGGUCCCUGUAAUCAUCUCAGCAAGUUGUUACAUCCUUGUAAUACUGAUGAGGUGUCACACCUGUGAUCCUGUAUGACAUCAUGUUCCCAUAACGUCAGAGGACAUCAUGUCCCUGUAGUUCUCAUGGCAUGACAUAAUGUCCUCAUGAUGCCGGAUGUCAAGUACUCCAAAUUGUAAUCAUUUUCACAAAACGAGCCCUCAGGACAUGAUGAAGGGGUGUUGUACCUGCGAUUUACUGUAUAGUGUGAUGUCAUGUAUCCAUAUUUCUAGUGGGAUGUCAGGCCCCAUAAUUCACAAGGGACUUUUACUUCACUGUGACAACCGGUGGAGGUGGUGCUUUAUUUAAGCUCCAUUUAAAUUUUCAUGUCCAACAGCAAAUAAACUUUGGGUUGUGCAGCCUCACACUACAAACUGUAAUUGUGAAGAAUCCAGUGUUAAUACCACUUGAUGUACUAGGAUUUCUCUCAGUCACUUAUGGUCAAUAUGAUCAAUGCAGUCAUAAAGGAAAUGUUUUAUUUGUACUCACAAGGCUCCACCAGAAUGAGGUUUGUGUUUGAGCAGACAAAGCUGCCCCUGUUCAGGUUCCUUAACUGAGAACAAGUUUUUUUGUUUGUUUGUUUUAACAAAACUCAGCUGUGUGUGAUAUGGCUCAAUCAUACUGUAGCUGUAGAAAUGCACUGAGGUGCUAGCUCACAUAGAGCAGAUGAAUUAGUUGCUUAGCAAACACAGAGACAUUAGCUGUCCUGUGCCCUUUGACCUCUAACCACGUUCACGAUCAUCCUCUAAAUAACCCAGUCUGAUUGCUGAUCCUCUGACAUCUGCACAGAAACAAACUGCUCAAUGUCUGAUCCAAGAUAUUAACAUUUCUGGAAAGUUCUUCAUAUUUCACUGUCUUCCUGUCGUACUCGACACUUGACCUUCUGUUGGGACUGAUUUGUGUCAUUUUUCUGAACCAUUUUUCAAACUUGUCACUGUGAAAAAAUUGGACAUGACGUUGUCUCAAUUUUAUUUUAGAUUCAGUUAACCAGGUCACAAAACACCUGGAUUUCCUAACUCUGAGGAUAUCUACCCUCUGGUUUACACUCUUCCAUGACAACUGUACGUACGGUGAUUUUUUUUUAUAACUGGCCCAUUUAAAUUAUAUUGACACUAAAAGUUACGCAUUAACUAUGGGCAUGGCCACUGUGAGUUACAAGCAGGAGGGUCCUGCCACUGGUGGCUAGCUUUAUUCUGCCCAUUCAGCCCAUCUCAGCUCCACUCACGUUCCGCUUCUUUGUCCAUUUUUGGAUUGCACCUAGCAGGUGGAGUGAAGCAUUACCAAUAUGGCAAUGGCCGGACUUGAGUUCAGAAAACCAAUGGGUCACGUCACAGUGGGUUUGUCCUGCUUGUUGCAGCUGGGUUGCUAACAGCUAAUGCUAGCUUUAGCUAAUUCCUCGGAGCUCUGUGAAUAAUCUUAAAACAAAGACACUAAAUCAUUGAAUUUGUCAUCAGCUGGAGUAUUACAGAACUAACGUACUCAGAUAAAAUCAUCCUGAAAAUAAACUC
This is a messenger RNA of Monopterus albus (swamp eel), 3192 nucleotides long. It is a transcript of the gene mmp23bb, whose product is annotated as matrix metallopeptidase 23bb. NCBI's taxonomy places the organism in Eukaryota, Metazoa, Chordata, Actinopteri, Synbranchiformes, Synbranchidae. The transcript has 8 exons. Bases 356 to 1450 code for a protein of 364 amino acids. Gene Ontology annotation, biological process: proteolysis; collagen catabolic process; extracellular matrix organization. The record is from RefSeq and is a predicted model, not a curated record. Gene Ontology annotation, molecular function: zinc ion binding; metalloendopeptidase activity. Gene Ontology annotation, cellular component: extracellular matrix.